Molecule: messenger RNA, 1641 nt
Organism: Cloeon dipterum
Lineage: Eukaryota; Metazoa; Arthropoda; Insecta; Ephemeroptera; Baetidae
Exons: 6
Coding region: 209-1384 (391 amino acids)
Biological process (GO): actin filament polymerization
Cellular component (GO): actin cytoskeleton; cytoplasm
Molecular function (GO): protein binding
Source: RefSeq, a predicted model, not a curated record
GGAGCCCAUUCCGAGUUCCGCGCUCCGAUUGGCUGCGGCUGGCGAGGAUCGAGGGGAUCGGAACAGCAACAGCUCGACCUGGACUCGCUGCGCCGAACACGAACAACUAAACUCAGCAGGCAUAGGAGGGCCAGCGGUUGCUGCAGAAGUGCGAUUUCGGGCAAUGCCUGGCCCGUGACCCUGCGGAGGCCGAUUAUCGCGUGUGGAAAUGUUCAACAUGGCCAGCGGCGAGAUGCCGUGCGUCACUUUUCUCGCUCUGUACAUCCUCUCGUUUCACGUGCUGCACAUAAACUCGAGGACCUCGACGUACUGGAGACUCUCCGAGGACGGCAAGAUUGAGCCGAGUCCAGUGCAGCUUCCGGGCCUGGCCGGGGACACCGGCCUCGAGGAGGACGAGGUCUUCAACAUCAUCACGUCGACCGUGCGCUUCGGCACCAUGUGGUCCAAGCGCGACGACGAGAACAUUUGUUCCGAGUGCCAGCAGUCUUCAGCAGCGGACGCCCCUGUCCUCGCCAAAAACGAAACGGAAGGUAACUCAACCGAGUCGAAGACAGGCGGCGUUAAACUGCGCCUCGGAGGCCAGUCGGAGGGGAAAAAGGCGGACGGUGAGGAGCAACUGGACUGCGGCAAACCCGUGAAUCACACCUACUACGACCACCUGGUGGGCAUCGCCAACAGGCACACCCACCCUAAUGUACCUGAGCCGCAGACCUCGUUGAUAUUUUACCAGAAGAGCGGAAAGGGUACAAAGCGCAAUGAUUUCGACAUAGCCGCCGUUGAGAAAAGACUCCUGAAGGCCAAAAGAGAGAAACCAAAGUCGGUUCAGCUGUACAACCAAAUCGGCAACUUCUGGAGGGUGAAAGGCGACACACAGAAGUCGAUUGAGUGCUUCAGACGCGCUCUGGCCGUCUCGCCAAACAACGCCGAGGUUUUGCUGAACUUGGCCAGAGUUCUCUUCAACCUGCAGUACCUGGAUGACGCCAUCUCCCUCACCAGGAGAUCCCUAGAGGUGCAGCCGCCAGACAAGAGUCCGUGGCAACAGUACUUCACCCUUGGAGAAAUUCUCAAGGCGUAUGGGCACUACCAAGAGGCAGCGGUUCACCUGCGCAACGCACUGGAGUUAAAACCAGAGUUCGAGCCGGCCCUGGCAGCCCUGAGAGACAUUGAGAAUGUCCCUACGCAUGCCAUCCACAUAUACACAGUGCUGAUCAUCGUGUGUUUGGUACUGGGAGUGCUGUUCAUCAUUUUGUCACCGAUGGACGGCCAACUGGAGGAGAUGGGCGAGGUGAAGGGCCAGAGCAGGCACUUCAACCGGGCCAUGGCCAUGCGCAGCAUCAAAAUGGGCAUUUCCUCCAAGUCACAACUGCGAGCGCGCCGCAACUAAUUUAAAAUUUGAAUGCUUGUCGUUGUAGAAAUUUAGGGUCGCAACACCCCCGGCGCGGCAAGGCUUGUUUCUAUCGUAAUUAAGUGAUUGGUUGUUUACCGCUUUUUUACCGGCUGUGGAUUUAUUUCUAGUUUUCCUUUUUUAUUUAUUGAAUGUACUUUGUAAGUUUGAGUACUUGUGUUGUACGUGGAUUUGAAUCUAUCCGAUGUGUAUGUCGCCGAGCAAUAAAGUGAGUCAACUGCUCUGCUGCUAACUUA